This is a messenger RNA of Talaromyces stipitatus ATCC 10500, 956 nucleotides long. RefSeq lists its product as uncharacterized. The coding region runs from base 96 to 956 and encodes 286 amino acids. NCBI's taxonomy places the organism in Eukaryota, Fungi, Ascomycota, Eurotiomycetes, Eurotiales, Trichocomaceae. The transcript has 2 exons. The record is from RefSeq and is a predicted model, not a curated record.
ACUGCACUGCAAGGAUUCCACGUUACCCUUUUUUUUUGAAGAAUAUCAAAAACCCAUAUAGACCCUACCCAUGAAUAAUCCAUUGCACAACCAUUAUGGACCCAGAAACCGAAUUCGACACGGAUAUCAUGAUCCUAGACUAUGUAUGCAGCAGAGCCACACACGCGCUCCUGUUGACGCGCAUCGCGGAAUUGAGUGACAGACCAGCACAUGCACACCUUGAUCUAUUGAACAUAUUCGACACAUGGCAACUCCUCGUCUCGCACAAACACAGCGCCACGCGCCAAAUCUCAAUCGACCUACAAGCAAAGCUACAAUUAAUAUCAUUCACAACUCGAUUUUUUGCAAGAGCACGAAAAUCAAAAUGGCGCGAUGAUAAUUCGCGCCAACAACCCGCGAAAAAGGGUGGCACAUUUUCGAAUACGGCUUAUAUGACUAUGCUUGAGAUAUUGCGUAUCCCGCGAGAGGAGCGGUUGGAUGAUCGGUUUCGGGUUCUGUCGUUGAUGGACAUGUUUCAGGGCUUUUUGGAGUUGUGUGCUACGAUGAUUGGGGGUAUGGCAGUGCCGGAUGAGGAUGGUAUAGUCGAGGUACUGGGUAAAUUCAUCAUCCAAGCGGUCCUUGAGCAGUACACACUCUUCGGAAAGACGGCCUCAGACGCAAUAGUCGAGGCAUCGUCACUAUUGUCACGUCAAAAUCCAAUAGAGACUACAACUAAAUUGCUCUCAACUAUACAGUCUUCAUAUCUCAACCUCCUCCAUCCGCCACCCGUCUCUAGUCAACAGAGAGAAUCACAAGAAACGCAUCUGAAUCGUCUUGCGCAACAAUUUCCGGCCUUUGAUUUUGAGUCUAUGCUCAUUAUGAAAUUGCAGGAGUUUUUGUUCGGACUUGAGACGCCUGUGCUUGUGAAGCUUGAGACAGGGGAAAUGGAUCUGUAUAAUGAGAAAAAUAUUGUAUGA